UACAUAAGGGCUAAGGUAUUGUCGUUUGAUUUGUUUCCGUGAGAGGGUGCAAAAAUGAACAACCAUUUGGUACUAGCUGUUUUCGCCUUGUGCGCGGUGGAGAUUAGUUACUCCAGACCGCCCUGCAGGUACCCCCCGUCGGAGUGGUGUAAGACUCGGCAGAUCGCCUUGGAGUGUGGGGUGGAAAAGCAGUGUCUGGAGUACGCUGGCACAGCUGCCCCCAAUGUGGAGGUGGCCCUGUACUACGAGAGCCUGUGUGGCGGAUGCCGGGAAUUCCUGGUGGAGAUGCUUUUCCCCACCUGGUCGAUGCUUCACGACAUCAUGAACGUGACGCUGGUGCCUUACGGAAAUGCUCAGGAGACGCUGGUUAAGAAAGAGUACAAGUUCACCUGUCAGCACGGCGAGGAGGAGUGCCUAGGCAACAUGGUUGAGACCUGCAUCCUGCAUUACACACCAUAUGCACUUUAUGUCCUCUUCUGCAUGGAAUCGUCUAACGAUGUCGUCAAUUCUGCCCAAACUUGCCUGAAGCUGUAUGACCCCUCAGUGGAAUGGGGCAAAAUCAUGUCCUGUGCCAACGGCACCCUGGGUAACCAGCUGAUGCACACCAACGCACAGAUGACAGACGCCCUCAAGCCUCCCCAUCAGUAUGUGCCAUGGGUGACCAUCAAUGGGGAGCACACUGAAGAGCUCCAGAACAAGGCCAUGGCAUCACUUUAUACCCUGGUCUGCAGUUUAUACAAGGGAGAGAAGCCACCAGCCUGUACAGGAACACCAACAAAACCACUCAAAAAGUACUGUUGAAAAGGGAUCUCAUUUACAUGCAGACAUCAUUCCAAAGCUAGUUCUUAAAUCCUCAUUGCUUGGUUUAAGAAUUAACUGCUCAAGUGAUACUCGAGCUUAAUAACAAUUACAUCUCAUACCUUUGUAAAUGUAAAUAAAUGAUUGAUGGUUUUGA
Messenger RNA from Lepisosteus oculatus (spotted gar), 955 nucleotides. It is a transcript of the gene ifi30a, whose product is annotated as IFI30 lysosomal thiol reductase a. Gene Ontology annotation, molecular function: oxidoreductase activity, acting on a sulfur group of donors, disulfide as acceptor. NCBI's taxonomy places the organism in Eukaryota, Metazoa, Chordata, Actinopteri, Semionotiformes, Lepisosteidae. The record is from RefSeq and is a predicted model, not a curated record. Gene Ontology annotation, cellular component: lysosome.